AUGAAUGUGGUGGAGGGAGUGUUUGGGGCAGCGAUAUCUGCAGGGGUUGAGUAUGGCUGCCCCCCCCCCCCGCCCAGUGUGUCCUCUUGCCCACCAUCUGAUUAUCUUUUUCUGUCCCCAGAUCCCGUUGCCGCCAUCCAAGUCACAAUACAGAAUCCUUUCAACGUGGUCAUCCUAUUUCAGCCUGUCACCCUUCAGUGCAACUACCAGACCACAGGCACUCAGCCGCCAGUGGUCACCUGGAAGUACAAAUCCUACUGCCGCAGCCGCCUGACUGACGCCUUCAACCCCAGCAGCCAGGAUAGCCAGAUCAACAGCCAGCUGCAGCAGAACAACCCCGGUUACAACCCCUACGUGGAGUGUCAGGACAACUUCCGGACCGUGCGAAUGGUGGCUUCCAAGCAAGGCAACCUAGUGACCCUCGGGGAGUUUUACCAGGGCCGUCGCAUCACCAUCACCAAUGAUGCUGACCUCAGCAUAGAGCAAACUGCCUGGGGGGACAGCGGGGUGUACUACUGCACCGUGAUCUCCCCUCAAGACCUGCAAGGCAACAAUGAAGCCUACGCCGAGCUCAUCGUGUUGGGCAAAUCCUCCGAGGUCUCAGAGCUUUUGCCAGGCUUUCAGAUAGGGGAUAUGGCAGACUGGGUCUUUGUCAUUGUGGUGGCGCUGGGGUUCUUUCUUCUCAUCCUGCUCUUGGGGAUCUGCUGGUGCCAGUGUUGCCCUCACACCUGCUGCUGCUAUGUCCGGUGCCCCUGCUGCCCGAAGAAGUGCUGCUGCCCUGAAGCUCUUUACGUUGCAGGAAAAGCCGCCACAUCUGGUGCCCCCAGCAUUUACGCUCCCAGCGUGUACGCGUCCAGCAGCCAUCUGAAGGCAGGGCCUCCGGGCACUGUGAUUCCCAUGGUCCCCAUAGCCCCGGUGCACAAUGGCUACGGAUUGGACUACGACAGGGCCAGCUCAGUUGGCGGAAACAGCUCUCAGGUGCCCCUCCUGCGAGACACAGAUAGUGUUGCAAAUUCAGCUGUGCGUAGUGGCUACCGCAUCCAAGCCAACCAGCAAGACGACUCCAUGCGGGUGCUGUACUAUAUGGAGAAGGAGCUGGCGAACUUUGACCCCACCCGGCCAGGCCAGACUAAUGGGAGACAUGAGAAAGCCUCUGUGAUGAGCGAGCUGAGCUCUCUGCAUGAGGAUGAUCGGCGCUAUGACCUGCGGCCAGGGCUGGGGCGGCUGAGAAGCCAAGCCAUGUCUCCCAUCAGCGACCUAGAGGAGGAAAGCCUACGGGGCAGUGAGAACCGGCGGCUGCUGCCCCCCGCUCGUCAUCGCUAUGACGACUCCCCACCGCAGAACUACACCCGGCGCCCACGUGCACACUCCGUGGAUGACCUAGAGUUCGACCGGGAUCCCUAUCCUGCCCAUCCCAGGAGCCGUGGGCGGCGCGGAUCAGAUGAAUGGCGCCGCCGCGACUACUCCCCGGACUCCCGCAAUGACUAUGAGCGCUACGGCAGACGGCGCAGCCGGAGCAGAGACGAUCUGCGGGACUUGGAGCCAUCCCGCUAUGACGACCGGCUCCUGGAGGAGGCACUGCGCCGGAAGCAACGAGCCGGCAGCCAUGAGCGUCUGGAUCAAAUGAGCCCUUCUAGCAGCAGGUCUGGUCACAAGAAGAACCGGGAAGAUGACAGCAAUGGCUUCCCUCCGCCUCCACCGCCUCCGUACACCGAGACAGAGUCUGUUUCUUCCCGCGGGAAGAAUGACCGCAAACUCCGAAGGAAUCAUGCUGUGAGCAGAGAGAGCCUGGUGGUUUAAGCUCCUUGUGGUUCCAUGACCUGGGUACCCACAGCGGGCCGCGGGCCGUUUCUAGUGAUGGUUUCUGCUGGCGUCAGUUUCGUGCCGGAGGGCUUCAAAACAAGGGGCAGAUGGUGCUUCUCUGCUUCCAGCUUUGGACUGGAUGGGCUGACCGCCCCAGCGCUCAAGGAACUGACCUCUCUGUGCCUUAUUUUAGCUUCUCCCAGCUCUUGUGCUGAGGUUCUCAAAGAAUUUGGAGAUGUAGUUUGCACUGCACGAGAAUUUUUAAACCCCCUUUUUAAACUUUGGACCUAGAUUUUAUUAUUAUUAUUUCUUUAACAUAGGGUUUGGCAAACGGACGCUCGUACUGCAAAUAAUACCCUCAGUGCAGUCAGACCACGAAACACCAGAUGGAAAAUGGUUUUUUUCUUUCUCUCGUCUUUUCUAAGAUUGUUCCAACCCUCUCUGCUGUGUCGCUUCCCGCAGCCCAAGUUGUAAAACACGUUCCACAGUUUUUACACUGAAGACCUGUGGGGUUUUGUUGUUGUUGUUGAGUGUUUAAAAAAGCAAACAAAUCCUUGUCCUCUUACCCUUAGCUGCUGGUGCUGUAAAUACCCCAAAGCGAUUAGCAGCCAAGUAGUUUGUUUUUUCAAUUUAUUUUGUAUUUUUGAGAUUACAAUUUUAUAUAAAUAAAAACAAAAUGAGUAGCUUGUA
This is a messenger RNA of Heteronotia binoei (common prickly gecko), 2493 nucleotides long. It is a transcript of the gene LSR, whose product is annotated as lipolysis stimulated lipoprotein receptor. The record is from RefSeq and is a predicted model, not a curated record. Gene Ontology annotation, cellular component: plasma membrane; tricellular tight junction. Bases 1 to 1800 code for a protein of 599 amino acids. The transcript has 9 exons. Lineage: Eukaryota; Metazoa; Chordata; Lepidosauria; Squamata; Gekkonidae. Gene Ontology annotation, biological process: establishment of blood-brain barrier; tricellular tight junction assembly.